This is a messenger RNA of Fukomys damarensis (Damara mole-rat), 2305 nucleotides long. It is a transcript of the gene Plau, whose product is annotated as plasminogen activator, urokinase. Gene Ontology annotation, biological process: plasminogen activation; regulation of cell adhesion mediated by integrin; fibrinolysis. Bases 105 to 1409 code for a protein of 434 amino acids. Gene Ontology annotation, molecular function: serine-type endopeptidase activity. NCBI's taxonomy places the organism in Eukaryota, Metazoa, Chordata, Mammalia, Rodentia, Bathyergidae. The record is from RefSeq and is a predicted model, not a curated record. The transcript has 11 exons.
CCAGUCCAGCGCUAGACUCGAGCCCCCAGCCGGCUCCGUCCCUACCUAACCCCUGCAGAGCCCCGCGCCUGCCGAGCCGCGGUCCGAGCCCCAGCCCCGCCACCAUGAGCAGCCUGCUGGCCUUCCUGCUCCUCUGCGCCCUGGUCGUGAGCGACUCCGAAGGCAGCCAGAAAGUUGGAGAGACAGAUGCAGAAAACUGUGGCUGUCUGAACGGAGGUCGGUGCGUGACCUACAAGUACUUCUCCAAAAUGCUGCGAUGCAACUGUCCGAAGAAAUUCCAGGGGGAGCACUGUGAGAUAGAUGCAUCCAAAACCUGCUAUGAGGGGAAUGGUCACUCUUACAGAGGAAAGGCCCACACUGACACCAAAGGACGGCCCUGCCUGGCCUGGAACUCUGCAACUGUCCUUCAGCAAAAGUUCCACGCCUACAGAUCUGAUGCUGUGGGCCUGGGCCUGGGCAAACACAAUUACUGCAGGAACCCAGACAACCGGAGGCGACCCUGGUGCUACGUGCAGAUUGGUCUAAAGCAGUUUGUGCAAGAGUGCAUGGUGCAUGACUGCUCUCUUGGAAGAAGUCCCUCUGCUCCCAAACAGGAAGAGUUCCAGUGCGGCCAGAAGGCUGUGAGGCCCCGCUUUAAGAUCAUAGGUGGAGAGUUCACCACCAUCGAGAACCAGCCCUGGUUUGCAGCCAUUUACAGGAAGAACCGGGGAGGCUCGGUCUCCUACAUUUGCGGUGGCAGCCUCAUCAGCCCUUGCUGGGUUGUCAGUGCCACCCACUGCUUCAUUGAAUACCCGGAGGAGGACUACAUCGUCUACCUGGGCCGGUCAAAGCUUAACUCUGAGACCCCUGGGGAAAUGAAGUUUGAGGUUGAAAAGCUGAUCCUGCAUGAGAACUACAGCGCUGAAAGCCUGGCGCACCACAAUGACAUUGCCUUGCUGAAGAUCCGCUCCAGCAGUGGCCAGUGUGCACAGCCGUCCCGGUCCAUACAGACCAUCUGCCUGCCCCCCAAGAAUGAUGAUGCCCCUUUUGGCACAAGCUGUGAGAUCACAGGCUUUGGGAAAGAGAAUUUUGCUGACUAUCUCUACCCGGAACGCCUGAAAAUGACUGCUGUGAAGUUGGUUUCCUACAAGGAGUGCCAGCAGCCCCACUACUAUGGCUCUGAAGUUACCACUGACAUGCUGUGUGCUGCUGACCCACAGUGGGAGACAGAUUCCUGUCAGGGAGACUCCGGAGGGCCUCUGGUCUGCUCCACCCGAGACCCCCAGACUGGGAGCUAUCACCUCACUCUGACCGGGAUUGUGAGCUGGGGCCGUGGAUGCGCCUUGAAGGACAAGCCAGGAGUCUACACGAGGGUCUCCAGGUUCCUGCCCUGGAUCCAGUUCCACACUAGGGAUGGCCUCGGCCUCUAGGACCCCUAGGGAGCCAAGGGAGGAAAGAAACAGCUUUCCAUCUGUUCCCAUGCUGACCUCCAUUUCCAUAGGCGGGUGGUCUCCAUCCGCUGAAGGAAAAGACUGGAGAGAUGGGCUCUGCAGAGGUGGCUUGGCUUGUGCUGCCCACCUGGGUGACGACGACAGUUUCCCUCAGACACAAGCUGGGUGCUGGCCACCCAGAUGCCCCUGGCCAGACCGAAGAGGUGGUCCUGACUCAGUGCCACUUUGACCAGCUACUGACUUUUUUUGGACUAAAUCCUGCAGUGGUGCCUCUGUGCAUGGUGGGAGGUGAACUAGCACCCUGUAGAGGUCACCCUGGAGGCCGAGGAUGGGAAAUGAGUCACUUCCCAACUAGGGAGUGUGACAGCAGAGUCUCUGGAGGAGUUCGGCCAAAGGGGAAACAGCGAUUUGGGGAACAGAGCUGCUAAUGGGCUGAGGGAAGAGCUCUGGUAUCCCAAGAACAGAUCCAGAAGUCUGUGUGUACAGUGGAGACUUGUGGCCCAGCCGCCAGGGCAGGCGUCAGAACUGCUAUGUCCUCGGGGCUGACUGUAGGUCUGGAUGUUUCCCUGCACUGCGGUUUGUGAUGCCACCCAGAGCAGUCUGCCUGGAGAGCUUGCGAGUCAACGGGGCCCUUUGGGUCCCUCACAUGAUAGGCCUGUGAAUGUAUCAGUCUGGCAUAGCUGGUGACCAGUGCUAGCAUCUGUUGUUUCACUUUCACACAGAUGCCUCCUUCUGGGCCAGUUAUUAUACCUUCUGACCUCCCCGCCUAGUUAUCCAAUCCUCACUGGAUGAGGUGAGGGCCACUCCUGUAUACUGAAUAUUUAAUAAUUAUAUUCUGUGAUUUUUAUUUAUAUCUAUUUUUAUAAUUCUGAAUA